Messenger RNA from Helianthus annuus (common sunflower), 1091 nucleotides. RefSeq lists its product as uncharacterized. Bases 92 to 955 code for a protein of 287 amino acids. The record is from RefSeq and is a predicted model, not a curated record. Lineage: Eukaryota; Viridiplantae; Streptophyta; Magnoliopsida; Asterales; Asteraceae. The transcript has 7 exons.
UUUAAUAAAACUCCUGCUUUCAUCAUUCCAUUCCAUUCUCCCUCAUAAUCUUUCCGCUUCUCCUUCAGAUCUUUCUCAUCGAUUAACAGGAAUGCCGAGGGAACGGGAAAAUAAAGAUGUACCGAUUACUUCCCGGGGCCCAUUCAAUGGUCCCGGGGAUUUAGCAUCUCAUAGAGGCUUGUUCUCUAGCAUCUUUGGAGGAAGGGACCCCUUUGAUGACCCGUUUUUCAGUCGACCGUUUGGACGUAUGUUUGAGCCUAGACAUGGUUCUUUUGAUGACAUGCCACAUCCAAACACAAGCGGUUCCAAGGGGCUACUUAUUGAAGAGUUGGAUUCCGAUGAUGAACAAGAAGAUAAAAACGAUGAUUCUGGCAAAGGUCCCCUUAUUGAACAUCCGGACGAUGAAGCAGAGGAAGUGAAGAAGGAUGUGAAGUUUAACGAGAAUCAUAACCGGAUUGAAAGGACCAAGCCCCAGACACAUAGCACUAGCUUUAAGAAAGUUACAUACGGCGGUAUAAAUGGAACAUAUUACACUGCCGCUACAACCAGGAAGUCGGGUAGUGAUGGGAUGGUGAUCGAAGACAGCAAAGAAGCCGAUAAAGCAACAGGUCGAGCAACACACAGAAUUUCUAAAGGAAUACAUGAAAAGGGUCAUUCUGUCAUGAGGAAACUUGGUACGGAUGGGAAAGUGGAUACAGUGCAGACCCUACACAACCUCAACGAAGAUGAGUUGGCGGGUUUUGAACAAGAGUGGAAAGGUAAUGCCGACAUGCACAUCCCUGGAUGGAACGAAGAAUUCAACUUGUUGGAGAGGACAGGAUCGGGUAGUAUGCGACCAUUUAACUUGGCGCUCAAGGGUAGUGAAAGUGUAAACGCCGACAAUGGAGCAAGGAGGAGCAGUAGUUCGGGUGGACGACCUAAAAAGGUGGUUACAAUCAACAUAGAUUGGAAUUGAAUGCAUUGUAAACACUAAACAGCCAAGGUUAUAUGAUUUGUGUCGAUAAAUACAUUCAUUAAACCUACAUCCUAUGGGUCGAUCAAAGAAUCUUACUUUCUCGUAAUAAGGUUUUAAAAGUUGCAUGAGUUUUGUA